Messenger RNA from Ogataea parapolymorpha DL-1, 1083 nucleotides. RefSeq lists its product as uncharacterized. The coding region runs from base 1 to 1083 and encodes 360 amino acids. The record is from RefSeq and is a predicted model, not a curated record. Lineage: Eukaryota; Fungi; Ascomycota; Pichiomycetes; Pichiales; Pichiaceae. The transcript has a single exon.
AUGCAGCAGCAAGACCAGGACAACCCUACGCCGCGCCAGGCGUCUCCGUUGAGGAGAGUGCUCAACACUACGUCCGAGUCCGAACGGCAGCCUGCUCAGAAUCAGUCCCAGGAGGUGUUGUCCCAACUGCUGGGCUUCCAAGUGGAAUCGUGGCCACAUUCCCAGGAACAGCUGGAUUUGGUGAUCCAGCUCAAGAUCGAACAAGAGCGCACCAAGUUCGAGCAACAGAAAUCCAGGAACCUGGAGAUGGCGAUGGAAUUACUCAACGCGGCGCGACAAACAGGUAUCCCUCCAGAACUGAUUCCGUUUCUCUAUGCCAACCUUUCCCCGGAGGAAAUUAAGGAACGCAUCGACAUGGUGCUCAAAUAUCCUCUGCCGCCACAGGGAUAUCAGACCCCGGGCCACCGUGCCGACGAAUCGCCCGUGCGAGCGUACUCCCACCGGCGAUCGUACACCGCGUCUUCUGCCGCGUCGUCUGCGGGCGGCGCCACAUCUGUGUGGAGGGUAAACCUGCCGCAACAACAGCAAUUCCAGUUCCACCACUGGUCUGGGCCGGGCGCCGGCCCCAUGCCCUCGAAGGGCUCCUCUGUAGAUACCGCGGCGUCCUCGUCCGCGCCGUCUGUCAACCCGCAGACAUACCCAGACACGCCCUCUGCGCCAUCGACGUCGUCGCCGACGUCCACCCACAAGCGCAAAUUUUCCGACCCUGUGGCCCCCACGCACCAGCGUCAGCCGUCGUCGCCCACCAAGACGCGCAGCAUAUCACUCGACAAGCGACAACCUGCACAAAACCCCCUUGCAUCGCCCUACGUCUACAGAGACCCGGCUUACGGCGUGCCAUCGUACCCGCCACACCAACCAGGGGUCGCUGGUGUGUCGCGGUUUGCGCAACCAGGCUCGCCGUACCCGUCGCGCCAACAGCCCCCACCUUAUUAUUAUUCUUCGCCGUACCAUCAGCAAACAUACCAGUUUCCGGCUUCAAAGCCGCAGGAGUCUGUGCUUCCGCCGCUCAGGCCUCCGGAGCCGGACGAUAAGUCAAAAAGCAAAUUCCUUAUCAACACUCCUAGAAACCCUCCCAAGUGA